GUGCGUGUUUAAAAGGACUGGGAGACGCAAGUUUUAUUUUUAUGAGUAAAUAACGUUGGGGCGGAUCCAUGAUAUUCGAUGGUAUGGCUAAAAGCAGAAAAAAAUUUAUUGCGGCCGACGCAACCCUACUCACUUAUUCCGCUUUCCAAACACGAGACAUGGAGUCAAAGAGCCAAUCUCACCGUCUUGGUCAAUUCAAGAACAAGUCCACCUUCAAGACCGAUGAAGUCAGACGCCGACGAGAAGCUCAAUCUGUCGAGAUCCGUAAACAGAAGCGAGAAGACAAUCUUGCCAAGCGCAGAAACCUCAAUGCCAUUGGUAAAGAGGACAUGUCAGAGAGCGAGGAUGAAAUGGAACAAGCUGUAGAUCUUCAGCUUCGCGAGAUUCUCCCCCCAAUGAUUGCUGGUGUGUAUUCAAAUAACAUUGAGCAACAAUUGGACGCUACCACCAAAUUCAGAAAGCUGCUCUCCAAGGAACGCAACCCUCCCAUUGAAGAGGUCAUUGCCUGCGGCGUCGUUCCCAAAUUUGUCGAGUUCUUGAGAUCUCCUCAUUCAUUGAUUCAGUUCGAAGCUGCAUGGGCUCUCACCAAUAUCGCUUCAGGCUCGUCGCAACAAACUCAAAUCGUGAUUGAAGCUGGCGCUGUCCCCAUCUUUGUUGAGCUCUUGAGUAAUCCUGUUCCCGAUGUGCGCGAGCAGGCUGUUUGGGCUCUCGGUAACAUUGCUGGUGAUUCACCCAUGUGUCGUGAUUUUGUGUUGCAAUGCAACAUUCUACCUCCUCUCCUUUCCCUUUUGAAUGAGCAUAACAAAAUCUCCAUGCAUCGCAAUGCCACCUGGACUCUUUCCAACCUUUGCCGAGGUAAAAAUCCUCAACCUGAUUGGUCAAUGAUCUCACCUGCACUUCCGGUUCUGUCCAAAUUGAUCUACUCCAACGACGAUGAGGUUCUGAUCGAUGCUUGCUGGGCUAUCUCGUAUCUCUCCGAUGGACCUAACGAAAAGAUUCAGGCAGUGGUUGAAUCAGGUGUAUGCCGACGCCUUGUCGAGUUAUUGAUGCACAGCUCGACCAGCGUUCAAACCCCAGCACUUCGAUCUGUUGGCAACAUCGUUACCGGUGAUGACGUGCAAACUCAGGUCAUCAUCAACUGCGCUGUUCUUCCUUCCCUGUUGAGUUUGUUAGGCAGUCCGAAGGAAGGUAUUCGUAAGGAGGCAUGCUGGACCAUCUCCAAUAUCACGGCUGGUAACGCCGCUCAAAUUCAAGCUGUGAUUGAUGCCAACAUCAUUCCACCCCUCAUUCAUACUUUGGCAACGGCAGACUUCAAGACCAAGAAGGAAGCUUGCUGGGCCAUUUCCAAUGCUACCUCUGGUGGCUUGAACAAGCCUGAGCAAAUCAAAUACUUGGUUUCUCAAGGUUGCAUUCGCCCACUUUGCGAAUUGUUGACUUGCAUGGAUAACAAGAUUAUUCAGGUUGCUUUGGAUGGAUUGGAAAACAUUCUCAAGGUUGGCGAAAUGGAACGUGCUAAUGAUAUGGAUAACAUCAACCGAUAUGCUGUGUACAUUGAAGAAUGCAACGGCAUGGAGGCUAUUCACGCUCUUCAAAAUCACGAUAAUGAGGAAUUGUAUAAGAAGGCUUACCAUAUCAUUGACAAGUACUUUGUUGCUGAUGAUGACGAUGUUGAGGAUAGUGAUUUGGUACCAAAGAUGGAUGAAGCCUCAGGUGGUUUUGCCUUCCAACAGAAUGUGAAUCUUCCACAAGGAGGAUUCCAGUUCGGUGGAUUUGGGGCUCAAUAAUCGAUUCCAGCCCAGACAACCCAUCUUAUUUCAACAACACUUUUCUUACCGAGACGCAUAUACUUUGAAUUCUCUUGUCUCAUUUCUAUUCG
Molecule: messenger RNA, 1876 nt
Organism: Umbelopsis ramanniana AG
Lineage: Eukaryota; Fungi; Mucoromycota; Umbelopsidomycetes; Umbelopsidales; Umbelopsidaceae
Exons: 5
Coding region: 69-1784 (571 amino acids)
Biological process (GO): NLS-bearing protein import into nucleus
Cellular component (GO): nucleoplasm; cytoplasm; nucleus
Molecular function (GO): protein binding; nuclear import signal receptor activity
Source: RefSeq, a predicted model, not a curated record